AUGGCAUCGAUUGGCGAUAUAAUCGCCCUUCUCGAGGUAACUCUUAAAACAUCUAAGCAUUUACGGGGAGUUCGCCACGCCACAAAGGAAAAGGAGCAGUUUCAAGGCCAGAUUGAAACCCUACUCUCAACUCUGAAGGGGCUGAGAGCCCGCGAUGAUUCGAUUGACUUUGAAAAUCGACAGAACGUCGAAAAACUGGUAAAGCAGUUGCAGGUGCUUACGAAUGAUCUAGAAAGUCAACUUCAUACUAGUUCAAAUCCCUUGAAGGCUAUAUCUCAACGUUUGUUGUGGCCUUUAAAGAAGGAUGAAAUCAAAGAAUCUUUCCAAAAAAUUACUGAAAUGAUCCAAUAUCUUCAAUUGGAGACUGUCGUCGGCGACAAGCUUAUACGUGACGCUGAGGACCGCAAGGAAUUCCAUGUUGCACGCGUCUACUGCGACCAGAAGACAGUGGAAACUCUUGAUAAUCAUCUCGAUAUUGUCAUGAGCCUUUGGAAGCAACUUGCUGAUUCUGUAGACUUCAGGUUGGAUGAUGAAGAUUUCAAGAGCCUGGAUGCCAAGCUUGAACGCAUCAAAUUUCGAAGCAAUAUUGACGAACGAGAAUUGAAGAUGGGAAUCUUCGAUAAGACCAUAGCCCAGGGAGGGAAAGUCAUUCUCAUUCUUGAUGGACUCGACGAAGUACCCGAAACGCUGCAGUCAAAGUUGAUAGAUGAUCUCAAGGCGAUACAGGGGCGAAACCAACAAUGUCUGCUACUCGUGUCCUCUCGCCCUUAUGCUCAUAUAACGGAGAUGUCCGAGAACGAUUCAAAGUUCAAUUUGGAAGCGAAAGAAAUUGACAUCCAGCUUUACGUUGAUGACAGAAUUUCGAGGAAGAAGCAAGAGUUUUUCAAACGUCCCGAUAUCGCCGGUCAUAUCAUCUCAAGCCUAACCGGACGAUGUACGGGAAAUUUCUUGAUGGCCAAAUUAUGCAUGGACGAGGUCUUAAGGGCUACGAAUGAGUAUGACUGCAAAGAGACCAUUAAGAGUCUACCAAGGAGCGCCCAAGAAGCGUACGAUCGAGGAUUGGAUCGGCUAGCAAUCUUAAACAGCAAUAGACGGACCGAGACGCCACUUCCCUGUCAUGCAAUUCAAGCCCUCUUUUGGGUUGCUUUUGCCUUGGUUCCCAUGACAGAUCGACAACUGAAGCAAGCGCUAGCCGUUGAUGAAGGGGACGAGGACUAUCACAUCACUAAGGAAACUCACCUCAGUAUCGAUACUCUAUGCGGCGAACUUGUGAUAGUGGACCCCUCAACUAGAUUUGUCCAUAGUGCUCAUAAAACAUUUACUGAGCACCUGAUGAUGGACAAGACUAGGGAGCGCUGGUUUCCAGAUAUUCGCGAACAUAUUCAUUUGACUUUGAUGAGAUACCUUCUACUUAAAUGCAUGAGAGAACCGGCGGAUGAUGCAUUCGGAGAACGAUAUCCCCUGACUGAAUACGCGAUGCAACUCUGGGGUGACGGUCUUGGGAAGAUCCUAAAACCGAAAACUCAGCUUUGGGAAACUACUGAACGAUUAUUGAAAGCACCGUUCGACCAAUGGAAUGAAUACCUCAAGCAUGAAGCAAUGGAUUUGAUGGAUUCGAGUAUUGAAGGGUGGGAUCCAGAUUUUGAAAGUCUCGGUCCUGGAACUAUCAGUGGCUUACACUGGGCCGUAUUCUUCGGUCUCCAGUGUUUUGUUCCUUUGCUACUCGACUACGAAAAGCAAAACCCUAUCACUAAUCCUGUCUCUAGGACUCCACUAGGACUGGCCGCUGCACAACACAAAAAUGAUAUAGCCAGAAAGUUAGUCGAAAAUGGGGCUGAAAUUAAUAUCGUCCUUAGCCAUGAUCGACCUGUUCGGCCGCCGCUUUACGACGCAGUUGAUUAUGAAAAUGGAGAACUAGUGUUCUAUCUUCUUGAACACGGAGCCGAUAUGACAUUAAGACGACACGAUAACAAUAAGUCGCCGCUUGAUAUCGCCUAUGACCGAUACAACGAAGAUGUUACUUCAAUUCUAGCAAGUUUCAUUUCGGGUCGAGUUCCAACAAAAGCCCAAGAGUUACAGUUUCUUGUGAGAGGUGGAUUUAGCACUCAGCUCAAGAAGGCUAUAAAUGAAGGCCUCGAUGUCAAUCACCCAUGUGAGAAUGGAAAGCGGGCCCUCGAUUAUGCCUAUGAGCUAGGUAAUCAGGAAAUCAUCGAUAUAUUGGAAGCUAAUCAUGCUACGCCUUUACUGAGUUGGCCUGCCUUCAAAACCGAGUCAUCUCCAUAUCCGCAAAACCUCCCUGAACCCUGGGGCAGUGGUCACGUUGUUACUAAGCAAAAGUUAUGGGACAUUGACAAAUGCUCUCUAGAGUACUGCAGGUACGAUCCGGAUAGUGACACGGAGGUUAAGGGUGACGCAGAGAGUAUGAAUACAGACGGAGAAGAUAAGGAUUCAGUCCUUCUUCUUCAGGUCCCAGUGGAUAGUAAGCUCAAGCUACCAUUGAAAAGUAUUGUUUUCGAGACUUACUCGAAACAUGCAAACGGGUGGGGCGAUGAAACGAAGAACACGACGUAUCUGAAUUCUGCGAGCAGCUGGUACGAGGUCUCCGUUAAGCAUGAGCAAACGAAAUCACAAGCUUUCAGAAUCCAGAACAGUGUCGAUGUGUCAAACUGGUUCAGGCUACAUACAAACAUUUGGAAUCUCAAGGAACUCGAAGUAUACUUUCCGGCAAGGGCGCAAUUCAUGAAGAACAUUCAGCACGGCGAUACAUUACAGGUCUCAGCUCACGCAAUGGGUUAUAAGGCGAUCAAUCAGAUUGCCUUUAUCCGAGUUAGGAUUUGUGGAGCCGAAUAA
Daldinia caldariorum is the source of this 2850-nucleotide messenger RNA. RefSeq lists its product as uncharacterized. The transcript has 2 exons. NCBI's taxonomy places the organism in Eukaryota, Fungi, Ascomycota, Sordariomycetes, Xylariales, Hypoxylaceae. The record is from RefSeq and is a predicted model, not a curated record. Bases 1 to 2850 code for a protein of 949 amino acids. Gene Ontology annotation, molecular function: protein binding.